AUGAAGAUGGAAAAAGAAAAAGCAAGGGCAUUGAGGAAGGAAAAAGAGUUAAACAAUGCUAGAAAGGGUUUCAAUAAAUACAAUCUUGAUGAGAAAUAUAGGUUCUUGCACGACAUGGUUUCGGAUUUCUUUGUGGAGCUUUUGAAGUCUGAUUUGGAGAAAUUGAGUUCUGGAAACCUUAGUAAAAUUAGUUUGGCUGCAAAGUGGUGUCCAUCCGUUGAUUCUUCCUAUGAUAAGGCUACUUUGAUUUGUGAAAGUGUAGCUCGGAAAAUGUUUCCCAAGGAAAAUCAUCCAGAAUAUGACGGAAUUGAGGAGGCUCAUUAUGUUUAUAGGGUGAGAGACAGGCUCAGAAAAGAUGUGCUGGUACCUUUGCACAAGGCGUUGGAGUUGCCGGAGGUAUUCAUGAGUGCAAAAGAAUGGAAUGUUCUUCCGUACAAUAGGGUCGCCUCUGUGGCAAUGAAGAACUACAAGGAAUUGUUCUUGAAGCAUGAUAGUGAGAGGUUUAUGGAGUAUCUUGAGAAAGUGAAGAGGGGGGAUGCGAAGAUUGCUGCUGGGGCAUUGCUUCCUCAUGAGAUUAUUGGGGAGUUGGAUGAUGAGCAGAGUGGUGAAGUUGCAGAGCUUCAGUGGAAAAGAAUGGUAGAUGACUUGUUAAAGAAGGGAAAAUUGAGCUUCAAGAUGUUAAGGGUGAAACUCUUAAGGCCAAGACACAAUUUGUGA
Fraxinus pennsylvanica is the source of this 717-nucleotide messenger RNA. NCBI's taxonomy places the organism in Eukaryota, Viridiplantae, Streptophyta, Magnoliopsida, Lamiales, Oleaceae. The record is from the annotation of a GenBank genome assembly.